Sapajus apella (tufted capuchin) is the source of this 1151-nucleotide messenger RNA. RefSeq names its product regulator of G protein signaling 18 (gene RGS18). The transcript is spliced from 5 exons. The coding region runs from base 257 to 964 and encodes 235 amino acids. The record is from RefSeq and is a predicted model, not a curated record. NCBI's taxonomy places the organism in Eukaryota, Metazoa, Chordata, Mammalia, Primates, Cebidae.
CUUGGAGACAAGAGCCAUUUUGCAAAUUUGUGGUAUCAUUUCCCUAAACAACUCAGGACCAAAUUGUGCUUCAUUUCCUCAGUUCUGCAUUUCUGCAGAGGCAGAAAGAAACACAGCUCUCGACUUGUUUUUUGUAAACAUUACUGAAAGAGUUGUGAUAACUUUUUAUUCUACCAUGUAUACAUAUGGAAUAGCAUUAACAAGUGAAAUAGAGAAGGAUGUAAUAAAUUAGACAUUUCUUCAUUUUAGAAAGAAGAUGGGAACAACAUUGCUUUUCUUUUCUCAAUUAAAUAUGUGUGAAUCAAAAGAAAAAGCUUUUUUCAAGUUAAUGCAUGGUUCAGGAAAAGAAGAAACAAGCAAAGAAGCCAAAAUCAGAGCUAAGGAAAAAAGAAAUAGACUAAGUCUUCUUGUGCAGAAACUUGAGUUUCAUGAAGAUACCCACUCCAGUAGAUCUGGGCACUUGGCCAAAGAAACAAGAGUCUCCCCUGAAGAAGCAGUGAAAUGGGGUGAAUCAUUUGAAAAACUGCUUUCCCAUAGAGAUGGACUGGAGGCUUUUACCAGGUUUCUUAAAACUGAAUUUAGUGAAGAAAAUAUUGAAUUUUGGAUAGCUUGUGAAGAUUUCAAGAAAAGCAAGGAACCUCAACAAAUUCACCUUAAAGCAAAAGCAAUAUAUGAGAAAUUUAUACAGACUGAUGCUCCACAAGAGGUUAACCUUGAUUUUCACACCAAAGAUGUCAUUACAAAGAGCAUCACUCAACCCACCCCUCACUGUUUUGAUGCUGCACAAAGCAGAGUGUACCAGCUCAUGGAACAAGACAGUUAUACACGUUUUUUGAAAUCUGACAUCUAUUUAGACUUAAUUGAAGGAAGACCUAAGAGACCAACAAAUCUUAGGAGACGAUCACGCUCAUUUACCUGCAAUGAAUUCCAAGAUGUAAAAUCAGAUGUUGCCAUUUGGUUGUAAAGAAAAUUGAUUUUGCUCAUUUUUAUGAUAAACUUGGACAUCUGCUUCUAAGACAUAGCAUGUUUAAGAAUUGGUCCCAUCUUUUAAACUGAGAUAUAUCAUGUGAAAUGAUCUUAAAAUGUAAAAAUAAAACUUUUUGCUAACAAAAUACAUACUAGAUCUGCCAAUAUAGCUGGUAAAAUCCUCU